AUGCAAACUGAAACUACGCCACAAGCACUAUCAAGUGACAACUCGCUCUUGGGUAGAGGCUGGACGCAAGUCGCGUCGUUUGACGAGCUGAAUGAGGACGAGUAUGAGGAGGAAGAAGAGGGGAUGGACACGUCUAGCCCAUUUCUGCGAUUGGGUAACCAAAUAUUCAAAGGCGAUAUCACCCCUCUCAUUGGCGAUGAGAUUAUCUGUGGCCACGUCCGAAACCACGAAGACAUCCAUGCCCCCUCACAUCCUCCUGUCAUGAGCACGAAUAACCGUAUUACCUUCCAACCCAUCACUCUCCACGCCAAAAACCGUGCUCCGAUCCACGCCCCCAGUGCCGAAGCGUCAACAUCGGACUAUGCAGUCGCCGGUCCUGGGCCAAGCACUGCAGCUGCCGAAGGAGCAGUGCCCGCCCCACCAAAGAGAAAAGGGCGGCAUAGGAGAGUAAUUGAGAGACCAGAGGACCUGAAUACGUUUGAUCUGGAGGCUAUGGGGAAGCAUCAAACUGUUGAGCUCGGACCGGCGGUGAUGGAACAGCUAGGUAUACCGCCUGGAACUGAUGGCCGAGGAGCGAUAUUGAAGAAGAGAGACUUGGAGCGGGUACUGCUGGGCAUUCCUGAGAGCAAACGGGGUCGCAAGAAGAAGCAGCCUGUUCCCGAGCCCACAGGCAUAUGA
Cryptococcus wingfieldii CBS 7118 is the source of this 678-nucleotide messenger RNA. RefSeq lists its product as hypothetical. The record is from RefSeq and is a predicted model, not a curated record. Bases 1 to 678 code for a protein of 225 amino acids. Lineage: Eukaryota; Fungi; Basidiomycota; Tremellomycetes; Tremellales; Cryptococcaceae. The transcript is spliced from 4 exons.